AUGAUGUCGGAACGAAUCCGUAGUUUGCCUGCAUAUUGUUUACCUAAGGUAACGCUAUUCGACCCAUGUAUUGAACAUGUCUUCAAUUAUCUUCGCAAGCAGCAUGCGUCAUGGAUAAAUUCAGAACGUUUUAAGCAGCUUCGAUUUCAAUGCGUAGCAAAAAGAAAUGAGUUUGUACCAUCGACAUCAGCAUGUGGCGAUUUCGUUUUUAGUUCAAAUAAAGGAAUAUCUGCAGUCAAUAAUUUAGCUUAUGAAGUUGUAAGGAAAAAUUCCAGAUUAAAACUGCAAAAAGUGUCGCAAAAUUUUAGUGGACUGACAUCAACAAUAUCAAAUAAAGACCAUUCAGCGACUAGUUCAUCUAGCGACGAAUGUCAUGGAAGAGUGAGGAAGAAGUCUGUCGAUCGUAAUUUGCAAACAACAGCUAUGAUGGAUGGUUUCGAUUAUCGACAUGAUAGACCAGAAGAAAGGGAACGUUUUGCAGGAGUACUUAAGGACAAAUUACAGCAUAUGUUGUUGGAACUUACGACAACAUCAAAAGAUUCCACCGAAUCAUUUGUCACGCUUGGUUCUUCGCAUAAGUCGGUAGCAAAUUCAGUGUUUUUGUUGGACCAUGAGGAUGAAAUAGAUUCACUGAUAAGUGAUUCGGAUGAUUCGGUUGUCAAAUACGAAAAAAAAUUGAGUGCAACUAUAGACAAAAAUUCGAGAGAAGAGAAGCAUAGAUCUGGAUCAACUUCACCUAUCCGAUUUCAACCAAGCUUGGAAAACCGAAAUUCUAAUCCAUACGGACAUAAUAAAUUUGCUCCACCACCUGGUGGUAUAAAUUUGCAACGAUGUUCUACUCUCUCUACUUGUUCCAAGAUAGUCCGAAACGAAACUCCAAUCUCGAGGCAAAUAGAAUUUCCGAUUUCUUUUCAGAAUAAUUUUCGAGAUUUUGCUCUAAAGGCUAAAAAGGGUUUUUUAAUAUGCACUGAUAACCCUGGAAAUGAUGUUCAGCAUUUAUCAGAUAGUUCAGGUUUCUGUAGUUCUGAAUCAGCAAAUAUAGUGAAUAGAGCUGCUCUUUUUCAAAAAGCGAGGAAUAUGGCAUCUCAGGCAAUAUUUCUUUCCCAAGACUGUGAGAUGCGUAUGGAUCGACGGACAAGCUACCCGCCGUUAUCGCAGCUUUCCAACUCCACGCUAAUUUCGUUAGUUUUUUUCAUUACUCGUUAUCAUAACAUUUUUCGGGAAGUUGGACGAUGCUCAAAUCCAACAAAGCGCAGAAAUGAGCUCGAAUCUUUAUACUUAUCUAAACCACUAAUUAUUACUUAUCAAGAAGAAAAUUCGGAAGCACCCUUCGUAGCAAAGAUAAGCGGAAGAGGCAUAACUUAUCGGGAUUUUCGUCGAUACUUUGGAAUUCCUUCACGAACUAGCAAAAAAUUUUUUUUCAAAAGCGAAUGUGAGGAUGGCUCAGCGCUUUAUCAAUGGACCGUAAUAUCAGAUGAUAAUAUGGUUUUACCGGUAUUUGAGGGCCGAAUCACUGCUGAGUGUAGAUCAUUUUCAGAGUCGGAUUAA
Molecule: messenger RNA, 1548 nt
Organism: Dracunculus medinensis (Guinea worm)
Lineage: Eukaryota; Metazoa; Nematoda; Chromadorea; Rhabditida; Dracunculidae
Source: the annotation of a GenBank genome assembly